AUGAAUUUAACACAAGUACUUUGCAUGAAUGGAAGUCUGGAAGAAACAAGCUAUGCAAACAACUCCUUAAUUCAGAGAGAGGCAAUUUCGUUGAGUACAUCUUCGAGAGUCAAAGCUAUAACCAACUUAUAUUGCAGUUUGUGCCCUAGAAGCUUCGCAAUUGCAGAUUUGGGUUGCUCUUCAGGACCAAACACUUUAUUGGUGAUCUCUGACGUUAUCAAAGUUGUGGAAAAGCUUUGUCAACAAUUGAAUCAUGAAUCUCCAGAAUAUAAGGUUUUUUUGAACGAUCUACCGGAAAAUGACUUCAACAACAUAUUCAAAUCUCUUGACACCUUCACACAAAAAUUACGUAAUGAAAUGGAAAUUGAAAUGGGUUCUUGUUACUUCUUUGGUGUUCCCGGUUCUUUUUAUGGACGAAUUUUUCCUAACAAGAGUUUGCAUUUUGUCCACUCUUCAUAUAGUCUUCAUUGGCUAUCUAAGGUUCCUAAAGGUGUUGAUAACAAUAGCGGCAACAUUUAUGUGACGAGCACAAGCCCAUCAAAUGUUCUCAAGGCUUACCACGAGCAAUUCCAUAUAGAUUUUUCUCAUUUUCUAAAGUGUCGUGCCGAAGAAAUAGUUGAAGGGGGUUGCAUGAUUCUAACAUUUUUAGGAAGAGAAAGCGACGAUUUACUAAGCAAGGGUGUUUGUUACGGUUGGGAACUUUUGACUACAGCUCUUAAUGAUAUGGUCAUGCAGGGAAUCAUUGAAGAAGAGAAACUCAAUACUUUUAACAUCCCAAAUUAUUAUCCAUCUCCAUCAGAAGUGAAAUUGGAAGUUGAAACUGAAGGAUCAUUUUCCAUUAAUCAAUUGGAAGUUUCUGAAGUAAAUGUGUCUGCUCUUGAUUCUGAUUUGUGUGAAUCAGUCGCAAAAGGCACAAGAGCUGUAAUUGAACCUUUGUUAAUUAAUCAUUUUGGUGAAGGUGUUACUAGAGAGGCUUUUGACCGCUAUAGAAAAAUAUUAGCAUGUGGAAUGUCCAAAGAAAGAAUUAAGAUGACCAAUCUUACUGUGACAUUGAAUAGAAAAUCAUGA
This is a messenger RNA of Lathyrus sativus (Indian pea), 1068 nucleotides long. The record is from the annotation of a GenBank genome assembly. Lineage: Eukaryota; Viridiplantae; Streptophyta; Magnoliopsida; Fabales; Fabaceae.